AGAUCUAUCUUCUUCAUCAUCAUCUCUUCAAUCAUUGAAGAAACUAUUGCCCUUGGCCAUAUUAGUCACAUUUUUAACAAAUCUGUGUUCAUUUUUUUCUAUCGCCAUCGAUAGUUGAAGAGGUCGUUUUAUCCAGGAGCUACGUUAUGGAAACUACAAAGCCAAUCUAUGAUAUUGUGAAGGAUGUUGUCCCUACAGUUUGGGCUUGUGUAAAGUACCAAUUAUGCUUGGGUGAUUAUGUUAGUAAAUUCAAUGAAAAGAAAGCAAGCUUGCUGGCAAGACAAGAAGUCAUCAAAUCAAGAAUACAGACAGAGGCACAAAAUUACCCUGGAAAGAUUGAAAGCAUGGAAGUUAAAGAUUGGCUGGACAGAGGAGAUAAAAUAAUUCAAGGUGUUGAAGAUAAAGUCAAAAGGGUGGGAUGUUUCUCUCACAUUUGUGUAGCAAAGUAUCUGGAUGAAAAAACUAGAGAAGUGAAGGAAAUAUUUGAUGAAGGGGAAAAAUACACUAAGGUAGAUGCGAUUUUGGUGGUUGAUGAUCACUCAAGAAAGGGGGUUGCAAUCCCAAUCCCAGAACUAAAAGGCAGGGAUGCUACUAAAACAAAAAUCUUGGAAUAUUUGGUGGAAGACAAGAUUACAAGGAUUGGAGUUUGUGGACUUGGUGGUAUUGGUAAAACAGCCAUCAUUAAGCAUGUGCACAAUGAACUAUUGAAUAGAGAAACCAAAUUUAAGAAAGUUGUUUUGGUGACAGUAACAAAGCAGUUUGAUAUUAUCAAGUUACAAAAAGACAUUGCAAGCCAAUUGAAAGUUUCUCUUCCAGAUGGGAAUGCAACCAUGCGUGCAGCAGUGUUGUCAGAAAUUUUAGAAAAAAACUGUUGCUUGUUAAUUUUAGAUGAUGUGUGGGAGUACAUUUCUCUUGAAGAUGUUGGAAUUCCAGAUUUGGUUGGAAGCAACAAUUGCAAGUUGGUGUUGACAACGCGUUUUCAAGAUGUUGCUCGGCACAUGAAUUGCGAGAUAGUCAAUUUGGAACCUCUUCCGAAGAAAGAAGCAUUACAACUAUUCUUGAAUAAAGUUGGAAGUGCAGUUUUAACUGCUAGUGGAGGCAUUAUAAAUACACUAGAACCAACUUUGAGACAAGUUGUGGAGGAAUGUGGAGGUUUGCCUCUUGCUAUUGUUACAGUUGCAAGUUCUAUGAAAAAGGAAUCUAGCCCUCAGUUGUGGCAGAAUGCACUAGAUGAGUUAAGAAAUCGUAGAAGAGUUGUGGCUGGUACAAUAAUUGUGGAAGGUGCAAUGAAUGAUGCAUUUGAGAUAUUGAAAUUCAGCUUUGAUCAUUUAAAUGAUGAAAAAAUCCAAUAUUGCUUCUUAUAUUGUGCACUAUAUCCUGAAGACUUUGCAAUUCGAAAAAGGAAGCUAAUUGAGUGUUGGAUUGAAGAAGGAUUUAUUGCUCCAAUGGAAACUAGACAUAAGAUGAAUUGUCAGGGCCAUGCUAUCCUAAGGAAGUUGGAAGAUAACUGCUUGUUAGAAACAGUUCACACUUUUAAAAGAACACUAAGUGGUGAUGAAGAUGAAAAUGCUGUGAAGGUGCAUGAUCUUUUGAGAACCAUGGCUUUGGAUAUCACAAGCAAGAGUCCUCGGUUCUUGGUAAAAUCUGGCAUGAACAUCAGAGAGCUACCAAACAAGGAGCAAUGGACAGAGGAUUUGAAGAGGGUUUCCUUGAUGAGGAAUUCAAUGAAAGAGAUUUCAAGAGAUUUGUCUUCUCCAGAAUGCCGAAUGCUUACAACCUUGUUGUUGUCCCAUAACAGCUUAUCAAACCUUCCAGAUUCCUUUUUUGAGCAGAUGAAUGAACUCAAGAUUCUUGAUCUCUCCAAAAAUUAUGAAUUGAAGAGUCUGCCAAAUUCCAUCUCCAAAUUGAAAAACCUCACCACAUUGCUAUUAAUUGGUUGUAGGCAGCUAAGAAAGGUGCCAACUUUAUCUAAUUGUCAAGCCAUAACAAAGUUGGACUUUAACAGGUCUGGAAUUGAAGAAAUCCCAGAAGGUAUGGAAAUGUUGGUAAAUCUCAAAUAUCUUAAUCUUAAUCAUACAAAAAUAAGAAGACUGCCUGAAGGAAUAUUACAAGGACUAUCAUGUCUUCAGAUCCUAGCAUUAAGAAUAGCAGGGAUACAAGUAAAAGGGGAAGACUUAUGGCCACUAGAGAAAUUAGAAUACUUUGGUGGGUUGCUAAACGAUUGGAAUGAGUUGAGCAUUUUCUGCAAAAUGAUGCAAAGCAGAAGGGAACGAAUCAGAGAUUAUUUACUCGAUAUUGGAUCCGGAGAAGAAGAGAUUGUCAAAGCAACAACAGUCAUCCGGAGACGGGUUAAAAUAUCAUGUCUACCAAUUGCUUUUGAAAAGCAUGUUCCUCUACCCCACAAUGUUGAGUCAAUUGAAUUCAGAAGAUGUCAUGACUUCAAAUGCGUAGACCAACUUUCUUUCUUGAAAGAUACAGUCAACUUGACAGCAUACCUGCUUGUUGAGUGUCAAAGCAUAGAGUUUGCUUUCUCCUCAUUGUUCAACUUCAACCGGCUUCAAUCCCUUCAGUUUCUGGUGCUUGAGCAAUUAGAAAACCUAAAAUCCCUUUUUGAAGAAGAAGCUCUUGCUCCAUCAGCACUUUCUUUCCCUCUGAAAGCUAUCUUUAUCAGGGAUUGUCCUAAAAUAAAAAAGUUGUUCUCGCCUAGGUUGCUAGUUAGGCACCUUCAGAAUCUAGAAUGUCUUGCAGUGUGGAAUUGUGAAGAAUUGGAGGAAAUAAUAGCAUCCAAGGGAUACGAAGAAGAAGACGGUGAACUCCCUCUCCCCAAACUGAAAAAACUCCAUCUGCAUGACAUGCCCAAAUUGAAAAGCAUCUGUGGCAGAACCAGAGUGUUGGUGUGCGAUUCUCUUGAGAGUUUGGGAUUUCAUGAUUGUCCAACGUUGAAAAGAGUUCCUAUUUCACCUCCUCCUUCUCUAGAAGAAAUCAGAGUAUCUUCAAGAGUGGCAUGGGAAUCAUUGGAGUGGGAGCAUCCCAAUACAAAGGAUAUCCUAUUACCCUUCGUUGAAUUUUUUGAGAAUUGAAGAACUGUAAGCUGCUUGAUGAUUCAUCACAAACAAAGGUAAGCCUUUUAUCUUCAAGUUUCCAUUCAGGAUUCAGUACCAAACAUUUUUAUAUUUACGCUUCCAUAGUUUUUGUUUCUUUCUUAAUAAAUAUCUUUGAUUGAAAAUGAUUCCUAUUUCUUUCUUCCUUUCCAGAUACCUUACUACAUGUUGGCCAAAUUAAUGAAAUGAAGCAGGAUGAAUAAAUUGCACCAUUUUUUUCUUGAUUUGGGACUUCGUUCGUUUUUUCCUUUGUUGUGAUUUCAAAUGUCAAACUCUAAAUGCAAUGUUUCCUAUGUGUGGCUUGCAUUUCAUUCUGUGUGAAUUAUGUGGUAAAAAUCGUUAUAUUUCUUUGUGUGUAAUUUUAUAGUUAUGCUUGUUACAAAUUUUAUAUUUUUUUAUUGAAUGUACCGGAGUAUUUGUUUGUUUCCUUUUCUAUAAUAAUGGGAAUUUGUUCUUAAAUUUCAUUUUCUUCUUUUCUACCUUGCCAAAUCCUUUUCUUCUUCUUUUAUGCCCUAUUAGUCUCAUAUCACCUUGGGGGUUCUUGAUAUAUACCUGAAAAGAUUAAUUAAUUUUGUGCUAUUUU
This is a messenger RNA of Rubroshorea leprosula, 3684 nucleotides long. The record is from the annotation of a GenBank genome assembly. NCBI's taxonomy places the organism in Eukaryota, Viridiplantae, Streptophyta, Magnoliopsida, Malvales, Dipterocarpaceae.